AUGGAUGAUCCCGAAGUGAGCAAGGCAUUCUUUAGAGCCUUCAGCAGCAUUGAUCACGGCCGCUCAGCACCAAUUGAGCCGAUUCCCCUCCAGGCACAAGACAUCUUCCCAGGUAUCGGAGAAUCCUCCGCCGCUGGCGACAGCAGAGGUGAAUAUUUGCACAUUUCUCAAGGUCAAGGAGGACUGUUCAAAUUGCCUCUGCAAUACACCAGUCUCACCGGAAAAGUGACCCAAGACAUCAAGGCAGUUGGAACCACAUGCUGCUACACCUGCGUCGGAGUCUAUGUUCCUGUCAGCGACACGCACUUCUUCGCGGCACAUAUUGAUGCCCACAAUUUUGAACGACCGAAGCUCGAGCUUAUAGAACCGUGCAUGGACGCUCUUUGGGUCCUGAAUGAUGAAGAAUCUGGGGGCAACCUGACUGAGCGCGUCAAAGAUAUGCUGCGCGAGGAAUUCCGCGAGUUUUUCAGGAAUCAUCCAACAUGUUCCGAGGGGAACUUUCAUGCACAGACGGAGAAGGCUGCGAUCAUCAUUUGCCCAGAUAAUGUGAUUCGAGGCGUGAAAAUGACAGGCGCUUGGGUCAUCGAAGCGAUCUGCGAAUUCUUUGGACUGCACUACAAUGUCAACGAGGACUCACAUGGCUUCAUCAAGCCACUAGGCGAUCGGAUUCUGGUUCCCGGCGCAAUGUACUUGAAGUGGCCGCGACAAGAUUACAGCAAGCCGAUGGCACCAGUGAAUGCCAACGCUGAUCAGACCAAUGAAGACGGCAUUUCAGAUGAGGAUGGCGAGGCAGACAACGAUGGAAUGGCAGACAACGAUGGCGAGGCAAAUGAUAAUGGCAAGGCAAACAACGAGGCGAAAGACAAAAGGAAAGCAAAGGUGUACGACAAUUGGUACGUCGACAGAACAUUUAAACAUGAGGAACCUCACGAACACAACAUCUAUUCUGUCCACGGCAGGCCAUGGACGCUGAGAUCAGAAGGCAAACAGUGGCUACGCAUGAAGUCGUAUGCGCAGUUGACGGAAAUGCCUUUCAACGGGGUCGAAUAG
This is a messenger RNA of Cercospora beticola, 1050 nucleotides long. RefSeq lists its product as uncharacterized. The record is from RefSeq and is a predicted model, not a curated record. NCBI's taxonomy places the organism in Eukaryota, Fungi, Ascomycota, Dothideomycetes, Mycosphaerellales, Mycosphaerellaceae.